AUGUCCGAUUCUGAUAAAGUCAUUCAGCAGUUCAUGACAUUGACCGAUAGGUCUAUUGAUGUCGCCAGAGAGUAUCUGGAGCAGUACGACAACGAUUUGGGUGGUGCAUUGAAUGCUUACUAUGCUUCGCAGAUGGAAUCUGAGGAGGAGCAAAGGGAGAACGAUGAGAGAUGGGGUCCUACACGUGAAUCGCCAAGACCAAGCUCAGCGGAAGGGACCAGCAGUAGAGCACUUUCUCAAUCUUCCGAGCCAGUUAAAUAUGAUAGUAAGAAGAACAGUAAAUUCAUGAGUUUCUCCCAAAUGGUAAAGAGCAACGGUGGGAGUGGUGACGACGAUGACGAUGAUGAUAAGAGAAAUACCUUCGCCGGUGGUGAAGUAUCUGGACUGGAGGUAACUGAUCCUAACGACUCAAACAACAUUAUCAAGGACCUGUUGGAGAAAGCCAAGAGAGGUGGUGAGAGUCUUUCGCAAGAAGAAUCAGAGAACAAGAGAAGCGCACAGCAUUUCAUAGGUAAAGGAUACAGAUUGGGGUCUUCCGUAGGCGAAACGAACCAAGUUGUUGAAGAUAACACUGAAAGUGGCAGAAGGACACCUGAGCGUGUAACCAGAGAUAUAACAUUCUGGAAGGAAGGUUUUCAAGUUGGCGAAGGUGAAUUGUACAGGUAUGACGACCCUGCCAACAGUUUUUACUUGAAUGAAUUGAACCAAGGUAGGGCACCUUUGAAAUUAUUGAAUGUAGAGUUUGGACAAGAGGUCGAUGUUAAUGUUCAUAAGAAACUUGAUGAAUCAUAUAAGCCUCCAAAGAGGAAGAUAGAGGGAUUCCAUGGUAGAGGACAGAGAUUAGGAUCUCCUGUGCCUGGUGAUGCUCCAGAACCCGCUGUGGCAACUGCAACACAGGCUGUUCCAAAGACAGAGACUAAAGCAGAAAAAACAGAGGAAGUACCAAAAGGUGACUCUUCUAUUCAAAUAAGGUAUGCUAGUGGGAAAAGGGAAAUUUUCCGUUGUAAUGCAACCGACAGUGUGAGAUCUCUAUAUGAAUAUGUUUCAAGCAACACUACCGACAAAUCAAGACAAUUCACAUUAAACCAUGCUUUCCCAGUCAAGCCGAUUGAGAAUUCUGAUAUCUCUGUCGAGGAGGCUGGCCUGGUGAAUGCUGUCGUUGUCCAAAGAUGGAAAUAA
Nakaseomyces glabratus is the source of this 1179-nucleotide messenger RNA. RefSeq names its product protein phosphatase regulator SHP1 (gene SHP1). The record is from RefSeq and is a predicted model, not a curated record. Gene Ontology annotation, molecular function: ubiquitin binding. Gene Ontology annotation, biological process: membrane fusion; nuclear membrane reassembly; proteasome-mediated ubiquitin-dependent protein catabolic process. Lineage: Eukaryota; Fungi; Ascomycota; Saccharomycetes; Saccharomycetales; Saccharomycetaceae. Gene Ontology annotation, cellular component: cytosol; nucleus.